CAGCCGAAUAGAAACAGGAAGUAGCAGACGCUCAGGGAUGCGUUAUUUUCCCUCUUUCCAAAGUAUUUCCUCCGAAACGACUUUACACAGCAUUCUUCCAGUUGGGUUUGCGUGGAAUAAGAAGCAAUGACAGACAAGGCAGAAUUGCGGUCACCAAAUUUCUUACUCAAGUCCUUCUUCGCCGGUGGUGUGGCUGGCAUGUGUGCAAAAACAACCGUCGCCCCACUGGACAGAAUCAAAAUUCUCCUCCAGGGUCAUAACUACCACUACAAACAUUAUGGUGUGUUUUCAGGACUGAAGGGAAUAGUUCAAAAAGAAAACUUCCUCGGCUUAUACAAGGGUAAUGGUGCGCAGAUGGUACGGAUAUUUCCCUAUGCGGCCGUCCAGUUUGUGUCCUUUGAGACCUUCAAGCGGAUAAUCCGUAGCACAUUUGGAACCAACUCGCACGGCGGUAAAUUUGUGGCAGGGUCUUGCGCAGGAGUGACUGCAGCUGUAACCACCUACCCACUCGACAUGGUCAGAGCCAGACUGGCCUUCCAGGUCAACGGGGAGCAUGUCUACUCCGGCAUCAUUCACACCGUUACAUCUAUCGUGCGAACGGAAGGAGGAGUAAGAGCUCUCUACAAGGGGCUUUCUCCGACGGUGCUUGGAAUGGUCCCAUACGCUGGGCUGUCGUUCUACGUGUUUGAACGUCUGAAGGCAGUUUGCCUCGAGUACUUCCCGAACGUGUGUGGCCGACCCUAUCCUGGCAACACUGGCAACAUCGUGCUGAUCGUACCAGCCAAGCUUCUGUGCGGAGGCCUCGCAGGAGCUAUCGCACAAACCGUUUCGUACCCCUUGGACGUAGCGAGGCGACAGAUGCAGCUCAGCAUGAUGUACCCGGAGCGCAAUAAGUUCAGCAAGGGCUUGUUCAGCACUCUGGUGCUGACAUUCCAAGAGCACGGAAUCUCACGGGGCCUCUACCGCGGCAUGACCGUCAACUACCUCAGGGCCAUCCCAAUGGUGGCAGUCUCCUUCUCAACGUACGAGGUCACAAAACAGCUCCUCGGCCUCGACACGGGUCUAGACUCCUGAGGCCUAGUUAGUGCAAAUCUCUAGCGACUCACCCGGGCGUGUUGCUACAUGCGCGUGUCGACACAUGCGUACCGGCCCGUGUACAUGGCCCGUGCCUAGUUACAGCAUGCGGCGAUAUUUUUUGGGAUAUGUCCAGCCACAGCAAGAAUCGCUCAAUUCAUUACGCCCGCAGCUCCAGCAGUUGCACACAUUCUAUUUCGUUGUUGCUAUUUUUUAUAAUGGAUCCGCGUUUGCCACGUGGACGUGGGGUUCCUUUUUAUAAUGUUCGGGUUUUAUUAAAUGGAAAUAUUAGUGUUGUUUGCGGUAUGGCGCAAAUGUUAACCCAAACGCGAGAAAAAGAAGGCACGCAUGUAGUAGGGACGACACACAAAUUGCGACAUGCACGGUUUGGAUGUGGUUUACUGUGCCCGUAUUGUAACGUGUAUCUCGAAUAAUACAGUAAUUGAGUAUUUCAGAGUGAGAGGUAGCAACACUUCGGUGUAAGAUACAUUAUUUAUUCCGUCCAAGCUACUUGGCGUUGUAGACUUUUGUUGACGACACAAGUGUUUGUGGAACUACUACUUUUGAGGUGAACGGUGCACUGACUUGGCAACAUGUGAAGCCUUGUAGCUGUCAUACAAUACUGGAGAUAAAAUGUGACAAGUGUUGUAAACUGCUGUAAUAUCAGCACACAAUAAACGAUACCUUUGUGAUGUAAACA
Messenger RNA from Ornithodoros turicata, 1774 nucleotides. Its product is annotated as solute carrier family 25 member 16-like. The transcript is spliced from 9 exons. The coding region runs from base 127 to 1074 and encodes 315 amino acids. Gene Ontology annotation, molecular function: coenzyme A transmembrane transporter activity. Gene Ontology annotation, cellular component: mitochondrial inner membrane. Gene Ontology annotation, biological process: mitochondrial coenzyme A transmembrane transport. NCBI's taxonomy places the organism in Eukaryota, Metazoa, Arthropoda, Arachnida, Ixodida, Argasidae. The record is from RefSeq and is a predicted model, not a curated record.